CACACACAGGCGCGCACUCACGCGCGCGCCCCCGCCGCCCCGCGCGCGCCCGCCCGUCUCUGCGCCUGCCCUCCCCGCUCGCUCCUGCUCUCGCCUCCUCCUCGCCGUCCCUGCGGUCUCGGGCUCUGCGCGCGCCCCCACGCACACGCACACACGCGCGCACACGCGCAGCCGGUACAGGCGGCGGCGGCGGCGGCGGCGGCGGCUGCUCAAGUCAGGACGAUCCUCUCUAGGUACCGUCUUGAGCCGGCGGCGGCGGCGGCGGCGGCGGCGGCGGCGGCGGCAGCCCGAGCAUCCCUGCUCGCCCCGGAGAGCGAGCGAGCGAGCGGCGCCCAGAGUUGCCAUUCCCUCGGCCGUUCCCUUCCCCCCUUCCUCCCCUUGAUUUUUCGAGACAAUUUCUUCUCCGCUUAUCGGUUCAAUUUGAUUUGGAGAAUUUUGGGUUGCUUUUGUGUGUGUGCUUUUUUAUUUUCCCACCCCCCCUCCUCCCUUCCUCAUUUUAUUUGCAUCCAGAGCAUGGCGGGCUGCGGGCUGUCGGAAGACACCUUCUCUCCCUUCUUUUACAACUACGGCUCCUCCUGGGAAACCCCUUCCAACCAGGUUUUUUUGCGAAAAUCAGUGAACUUAUAUUGGUAAAAUUGGAGCCCCAUGGAUGAAGGGUACUUUUGUGCAGCUCUGGUUGGUGAAGACCAGCCUCUUUGCCCAGAUCUUCCUGAACUUGACCUCUCUGAACUAGACGUGAACGACUUGGAUACAGACAGCUUUCUGGGUGGACUCAAGUGGUGCAGUGACCAAUCAGAAAUAAUAUCCAAUCAGUACAACAAUGAGCCUUCAAAUAUAUUUGAGAAGAUAGAUGAAGAGAAUGAGGCGAACUUGCUAGCAGUUCUCACAGAGACACUGGACAGUCUCCCUGUGGAUGAAGACGGAUUGCCCUCAUUCGAUGCACUGACAGAUGGAGAUGUGACCACGGAGAAUGAGGCUAGUCCUUCCUCCAUGCCUGACGGCACUCCUCCCCCUCAGGAGGCAGAAGAGCCGUCUCUACUUAAGAAGCUGUUACUGGCACCGGCCAACACUCAGCUAAGUUAUAAUGAAUGCAGUGGUCUCAGCACUCAGAACCAUGCAAACCACAAUCACAGGAUCAGAACAAACCCUGCAGUUGUUAAGACCGAGAAUUCAUGGAGCAAUAAAGCGAAGAGCAUUUGUCAACCGCAAAAGCCACAAAGACGUCCCUGCUCGGAGCUUCUCAAGUAUCUGACCACAAACGAUGACCCUCCUCACACCAAACCCACAGAGAACAGGAACAGCAGCAGAGACAAAAGCACCUUCAAGAAGAAGUCCCAUACACAAUCCCAGUCGCAUCAUUUACAAGCCAAACCAACAACUUUAUCUCUUCCUCUGACCCCAGAGUCACCAAAUGAUCCCAAGGGUUCCCCAUUUGAGAACAAGACUAUUGAACGAACCUUAAGUGUGGAACUCUCUGGAACUGCAGGCCUAACUCCACCCACUACUCCUCCACAUAAAGCCAACCAAGAUAACCCUUUCAGGGCUUCUCCCAAGCUGAAGCCCUCUUGUAAGACUGUGGUACCUCCACCAUCCAAGAAGCCCCGCUACAGUGAGUCUUCGGGUACCCAAGGCAAUAACUCCACCAAAAAAGGGCCCCAACAGUCUGAGCUGUACGCACAGCUCAGCAAGACCUCAGUGCUCACCAGUGGACAGGAGGAGAGGAAGACCAAGCGGCCGAGUCUGCGGCUGUUCGGUGACCAUGAUUACUGUCAGUCAAUUAAUUCCAAAACGGAAGUACUCAUUAAUAUUUCACAGGAGCUCCAAGACUCCGGACAACUAAACUAUAAAGAUGCCUCCUCCAAUGGUCAGGGGCAGAUUUGUUCUUCCACAGAUUCAGACCAGUGCUACCUGAGAGAGACUGUGGUGGCCGGCAAACACACCUCUCCUUGCAGCGCCCGGAAACAGCUCCAAGACCAGGAAAUCCGAGCCGAGCUGAACAAGCACUUCGGUCAUCCCAGUCAAGCUGUUUUUGACGACGAAGCAGACAAGACCAGUGAACUGAGGGACAGUGAUUUCAGUAAUGAACAAUUCUCCAAACUACCUAUGUUUAUAAAUUCAGGACUAGCCAUGGAUGGCCUGUUUGAUGACAGCGAAGAUGAAAGUGAUAAACUGAGCUACCCUUGGGAUGGCACGCAGUCCUAUUCAUUGUUUGAUGUGUCACCUUCUUGCUCUUCUUUUAACUCUCCGUGUAGAGACUCUGUGUCACCACCCAAAUCCUUAUUUUCUCAAAGACCCCAAAGGAUGCGCUCUCGUUCAAGGUCCUUUUCUCGACACAGGUCGUGUUCCCGAUCACCAUAUUCCAGGUCAAGAUCACGGUCCCCAGGAAGUAGAUCAUCUUCAAGAUCUUGCUACUACUAUGAGUCCAGCUACUGCAGACACCGUGCACACCGAAAUUCUCCUCUGUGCGCAAGAUCACGGUCGAGAUCCCCCUACAGCCGUCGGCCCAGGUAUGACAGCUAUGAGGAAUAUCAGCACGAGAGGCUGAAGAGGGAAGAAUACCGCAAGGAGUAUGAGAAGCGGGAGUCCGAGCGGGCCAAGCAAAGAGAGAGGCAGAGACAGAAGGCAAUUGAAGAACGCCGUGUGAUUUAUGUUGGUAAAAUCAGGCCUGACACAACACGGACAGAACUGAGGGACCGUUUUGAAGUUUUUGGUGAAAUUGAGGAGUGCACAGUAAAUCUGCGGGAUGAUGGAGACAGCUAUGGUUUCAUUACCUACCGCUAUACCUGUGAUGCUUUUGCUGCUCUUGAAAAUGGAUAUACUUUGCGCAGGUCAAAUGAAACUGACUUCGAGCUGUACUUUUGUGGACGCAAGCAAUUUUUCAAGUCUAACUAUGCAGACCUAGAUUCAAAUACAGAUGACUUUGAUCCUGCUUCCACCAAGAGCAAGUAUGACUCUCUGGAUUUUGACAGUUUACUGAAAGAAGCUCAGAGAAGCUUGCGCAGGUAACAUGUUCCCUGGCUGAAGAUGACAGAGGGACAGUGAAUACCUCACAGGACAGCGCGUCCUUCCCUACCAGACUAUUGCAAGUCAUACUUACAAUUUCUCCUACUUUACACUCUCCAUACAAAAACAAAACAAAACAAAGCAACAACAAUACAGCAAGAACAACAACAACAACAAACAACAAUGGUUUACAUGAACAUAGCUGCUGAAGAGGCAAGAGACAGAAUGGAUAUCUAGUAAGCACAUGUCUAUUCAGGUGUCAGCUUUGCUUUCCCUGGAGUCUCCUGGUGAUGGGGUGUGUGUGCGUGUGUGCGCGCGCGCGUGUGUGUGUGUGUGUGUGGGUGCGUGCACGCAUGCAUAUAUGUUGGGGGAAAGUAUGUGUGUACAUGUAGGGACUGGGGCACCUAAUGAGAGUGUGCAAGAGGAAACCACUUCAAAUGGCAGCAGUUCAAUGAAGACACACUUAAAACCUAAAACUUCAAAAUGUUCGUGUUCUAUUCAAAAGGAAAAACAUAACGCAUACAUUCAAAAGGAAAGAAAACUAACCAACUUACCACAAACCACCCGAAAAUGACAGCUGCUGAUGUCUGGGCAUCAGUUUCCGUACUCUGUUUUGUAAGAACGUGCAAAAUCAACUCGAAGCAAGCUUUCUCUUAUAAUGUAAUGAUUAUAUGACAAUCCCGAAGCAAACACAGAUUCCAUAGGACUAAUAUCCUUUUUUUCCUUCUCUCUCUUUCUCUCUCUCUCAUUCUCUCUCUCUCUAUUCUCUAUCUCCUCUCUCUCUCUUCUUCCAUUUUUCCUUUUGCCAUGGAGUCUGGGUGGGAGAAGAUACUGCGGGCACUGGAAUGCUAAACUUUCCUAACAUUUUGAAGUUUCUGUAGUUCGUCUUUUAUCCUGACACCUCUGUCCAUGUCCAAAAUGUUGAUCUUCCACUACAGAUUUUUGAAGCGUUGUCAGUGGUCAAGCCUGCUGUUUUUUCAGUGGUUCUUUCUGAGGAGCAGGCGCGGUGUUACAUUACUAAGGAGAGUUUGUGUGAAACUCUCUGAGGUGUGUUCAGAUAGUGUAACUGCUACAUUCUCUGAUGUAGUUAAGUAUUUACAGAUGUUAAAUGGAGUAUUUUUAUUUUGUGUACAUACUCUACAACAAUGUUCUUUUUUUGUUACAGCUAUGCACUGUAAAUGCAGCCUUCUUUUCAAAACUGCUAAAUUUUUCUUAAUCAAGAAUAUUCAAAUGUAAUUAUGAGGUGAAACAAUUAUUGUACACUAACAUAUUUAGAAGCUGAACUUACUGCUUAUAUAUAUUUGAUUGUAAAAACAAAAGACAGCGUGUAUGUCCGUUGAGUACAGCCACAACAAAACGAUGCUUUAUGCACAUCAUCCCUUAGGUGAGCUUCAAUCUAAGCAUCUUGUCAAAAAAUAUCCUAGUCCCCUAAAGGUAUUAACCACUUCUGCAAUAUUUUUCCACAUUUUCUUGUUGCUUGUUUUUCUUUGAAGUUUUAUACACUGGAUUUGUUAGGGGAAUGAAAUUUUCUCAUCUAAAAUUUUUCUAGACAAUAUCAUGAUUUUAUGUAAAGUCUCAAUGGGUAACCAUUAAGAAAUGUUUUUAUUUUCUCUAUCAACAGUAGUUUUGAAACUAGAGGUCAAAAAUCUUUUUAAAAUGCUGUUUUGUUUUAAUUUUUUGUGAUUUUAAUUUGAUACAAAAUGCUGAGGUAAUAAUUACAGUAUGAUUUUUACAAUAAUUAAUGUGUGUCUGAAGACUAUCUUUGAAGCCAGUAUCUCUUUCCCUUGGCAGAGUAUGAUGAUGGUAUUUAUCUGUAUUUUUUACAGUUAUGCAUCCUGUAUAAAUACUGAUACUUCAUUCCUUUGUUUACUAGAGAGACAUAUUUAUCAGUUGCAGAUAGCCUAUUUAUUAUAAAUUAUGAGAUGAUGAAAAUAAAUAAAGCCAGUGGAAAUUUUCUACCUAGGAUGCAUGGCAAUUGUCAGGUUGGAGUUGUUUCAUUUGGGAAAUUCAGCUUUUGCAGAAGCAGUGUUUCUACUUGCACUAAGCAUGGCCUCUGACAUGACCAUGGUGUUGUUCUCGAUGACAUUGCUCCUGCUAAGUUCAAUAAAAACAAACUUCAGAAAAACCUCCAUCUUGAGCAUCAGGAUUUCAUCUGAGUGUGGAGGCCCUGGAACGGAAGUCAGUAAUAUGUGGAGUGUGUAUUCAAGUUUCUAAAUUGAGAUUCGAUUACAGUUUGGCCAACGUGACUUUUCUGGAAGACGUGAUAUACCUACUACUUAGUCGCUCUUUUCCUUUCUCUCACCCAACAUGAUCUUAUGAAAUGGAUUUCACCUCCCCCCCAGGCCGAUGCAGCUCAUUUUAAUAGCUGCAUUCAUUUAUCACCAGCAUAUUGUGUUCUGAGUGAAUCCACUGUCUGUCCUGUCGGAUGCUUGCUUGAUUUUUUGGCUUCUUAUUUCUAAGUAGAUAGAAAGCAAUAAAAAUACUAUGAAAUACAAGAGCUUGUUCACAGGUUCUGCGUUACAACAGUAACACAUCUUGAAUCCGCCUAAUUCUUGUUGUUCUGUAGGUUAAAUACAGGUAUUUUAACUCUGUGUGAAUGCCAAACUAAAGUUUACAGUCUUUCUUUCUGAAUUUUGAGUAUCUUCUGUUGUAGAAUAAUAAUAAAAAGACUAUUAAGAGCAAUAAAUUAUUUUUAAGAAAUCAAUAUUUAGUAAAUCAUAUUAUGUGUUCAAGGACCAGAUGCGUUCUCUAUUUUGCCUUUAAAUUUUUGUGAUCCAAUUUUAAAGACAUUCUCCUUUUUGCCCUGGAUGGAGUAAAAUACAUGGGUUUCUUUUCUUACUUAUCAAAGAUAGCACUGCAGAUUUCAUGUUGAGGAUUAAUUUAUCCGCCCCCCCCCCCGGCCUGACAAAUAUUCUUACAUGAAGAUAGUUUUCCUCCAUGGAUGUCAAGUUGCUUUAAAAUAAGAGCAAAGAGAGAAUCACUAAACCAUCCCAAUAGAGCUUUUGUAUCUUGUGCAGACACUGUGGGUAGCCCAUCAAGAUGUAAACUGUUCUCCUUUCAUUUUUAUUUUUAAUUUUUGGAGAGAAUAUUUCAAAUGAACACAUGCACCCCAUCAUCACUGGAGGUAAAUUUCAGCAUAGAUCUUUAGGUUUUCAGAUGACCGUGGGCUGUUGCCUUCAUGCUGUGGUAAGAACCACAUCUACAAUUUUGGUAACUGAACUGGUGCUUUAGAAGUGCGUGCAUGUGUGUGUGUGUGUGUGUGUGUGUGUGUGUGUGUGUGUGUGUGUGUGUAAGUUAAAGAGAUGUAGCAGAAUAAUUCUUCCAGUGCAACAAAAUUGAUUUUUGCUAAACGACUCCAAGAACGACAGUUGGGCUGUCAACAUUCAAAGCAGCAGAGAGGGAACUUUGCACUAUUGGGGUGUUAUGGUUGGGUCAGUUGAAAAAGGAAACCUUUUCAUGCCUUUAGAUGUGAGCUUACAGUAGGUAAUGAUUAUGUGUCCUUUUUUGAUGGCUGUAUCGAGAACUUCAAUCACUGUAGUCUAAGACCUGAUCUAUAGAUGACCUAGAAUAGCCAUGUAAUAUAAUGUGAUGAUUCUAAAUUUGUACCUAUGUGACAGACAUUUUCCAUAAUGUGAACUGCUGAUUUGAUGGAGCUACUUUAAGAUUUGUAGGUGAAAGUGUAAUAACUGUUGGUUGACUAUGCUGAAGAGGGAAAGUGAGAGAUUAGUUGAGCCCUUCCUGGGCCUUUUUUUUUCCACCUGCCAAUUCUACAUGUAUUGUUGUGGUUUUAUUCAUUGUAUGAAAUUUCCUGUGAUUUUUUUUAAAUGUGCAGUACACAUCAGCCUCACUGAGCUAAUAAAGGGAAACGAAUGUUUCA
Molecule: messenger RNA, 6880 nt
Organism: Sorex araneus (European shrew)
Lineage: Eukaryota; Metazoa; Chordata; Mammalia; Eulipotyphla; Soricidae
Gene: PPARGC1A
Product: PPARG coactivator 1 alpha
Exons: 14
Coding region: 646-3006 (786 amino acids)
Biological process (GO): positive regulation of transcription by RNA polymerase II
Cellular component (GO): nucleus
Molecular function (GO): RNA binding; transcription factor binding
Source: RefSeq, a predicted model, not a curated record